CAAAGUGGGUUGUAUGUGGACCCCGAACCAAAAUCAGUUUGACCCCCUGUGCUAAUAGGUCUGUGUUUUCGUGGAGGUGGGUGAACCCCAUUUUACCAAUAGAACCCCAAAGGAUGUUGUGCACAUGCGCGUUGAGCUAGUAUCUACCGGAGCGCGAGAGGUAGGGAAGGCAGAGUCCUAAUGGCGGAGACUGUACGGUCGCCUUUUGACUACCGGGAGCCACCGACCCUCGACAGCGACGGGGAUGGGAGCAAACCGCCGCCGCCGCGGGGCCGCGUGUGUGGGAGAAAAAGGAAGGGGACACCGGUGAAGGUGUGCGACCGAGCGUAUGUAACCGAAGAUGAGGAGGAGGAGAGCAUGUCGGAGCACAGCUACAGCCCUGGUGAUGGCCAGUACCCGGAGGGUGCAGAAGACCGCCUCCCCCCACCUGGCAGUCCCUACUACCUUCCCGACCCCACUCAGCUCUGCGUGCCAGAGAUGGGGGAGGAGGGGGCCAGUGGCGUUCGAGGACCCGUGCUGUUCCACCCGCCGCCCAACUGCCGGAUUCGAGAAGUCCACUGCGGCACCCAGGUGCGCUUGGUCGUCAUAGCGAUCCGAGACAUCGCCAAGGGGGAGGAGAUCACGGUGGACUACAGUCUGACGGACUGGGGCGAGAAUGCAAUGGAGGAAGAGGCCGGCCCCCACCCUCUGUCCCUCUCCGUUUCUGAUUACCUCACCCCGUCCUGGUCACUGUCACCCUCAUCCUCCCCACUCACCCACUCUGAGCCCAGCGACUCGGACCGCGAGGAGGACGAGGAGGAGGAAGACGACGAUGACGACGACGACGACGAAGAGGAGGAAAUGGAGGAGAUAAGGGGCCGAAUGCUUCGGCGCCGCAAGAAGCGCAAGUUGCCCCCCGCGGUCAAUGCCAAGAAGAAGGCCGGUCCCACGUCCUCCAGAGGACCUGGGCGCCCCUGCUCCUCCUUUUCCCGCCCAGAACCUGUCGCACCCCCACCCAGGUCCCAGCCCCAACCUCCGAUCAGCUCCCUGACGUCUCCCACCACGAACAUAAACAAUAACAUCAACAUAAACAUUGGCAGCUCCGGCGGCGCCGCGGUGACCCGGCGGCAGCACUGCCCCUACUGCGGCCGCCACUACCGGUCCCUGGCGCGCCACCUGGAGAAGCACCACGCCAACCAGCCGGAGGUCAGGACGGCCAUGGAGCUGGCGCACCUCCACCAGCACAGCUCCUCAAACGGCAGCGCCUCGCAACCCCACCCGUCGUCAUCCUCCGCCUCCUCCGCCCCUCACAAUCACUCCUUCGCUGUCCCUCAGGCUUCCCCCUCCAACCCUGCUCCACCCUCGCUGUUCCCCAGGGACAGGGAGUCGCCCGCCACCCGCUCCAACGCGGGCGCCGUCUCCUUCUCCCUCUCGCUUUCGCCGCCUGCCUCGAGCCAGCCCGCGGCCGCCAAGAAGGGGCCGGGCCUGCCGCUGCCGGCCACGAAGCUGCCCACGCCUCCGAUGGCGUCCAGAGUGAAGAGCCCCUCGCCGCCUCCCCCGUCCACCCCGAGGAGGGGGCGGAGGAUGAAGAGAGAAAAGCACGAGGAGCAGCAGCAGCAGCAGCAGCAGCAGCAGCAGCAGCAAAAGGUGGAGGUGGAGAGCUCGAGGAAUCAGGAGGAUCUGGUCCCUCCUCCAACACCAGAGCCGGACGUGGAUCCAGACGAAGACCUGGAGCUGAGCGGAGAAGGGGAAGAGGAGGCACCAGAGGAGAAGAACGGAGAGAUUGUAAGCACACAGAGACAUCACAUGUCUCCACUGCUCUCUUCCCUGUCCUGUCUGGUCCUCUACCUCCGCCGCCAGCAGCACUCCUCCUUCCUGUCUUUAACCCGCUCUCCUCACUCGGCCGAGGCCUGGCGCCUGCUCUGCCACUCCAGCCUCUCCCUGCUCAUCCUCUACAACCGCCACCGGGAAUGUGAAGUGGCCAAGCUCACCAUACAGGACUACAGGAGCCGCACCACCCCGCCGAGCAGCUCCGGCCCCGCCUCCCCCUCCGGCAUGGAAGGCCUCCUGUCUCCGUUCGAGCGCCAGGUCCUCCUCCACCUCCCCCGCGCCGGCGUCUUGGGCAAACGCGGCCGCGUCCAGCCACUCAUCCUCCCGCCGCACUGUGAGUCCUGCCUGGACCUGCUGCUUCGAACCAGCCCGAACGUGGGCGUGGAUCCCGAGAGCCCCUUCGUCUUCUCCCGGCCGUACCACUCCCCGGCCACCCCUCUCCGUGGCACAGACCUCCUGAGGAACCUGGCUCGAACCAGCGGGGCCAAGAACCCCGGAGCGCUGACGGCGGCGCGAGUGCGGCGGCAGGUCGCCAUCUUCACCCAGCUGCUGCUGUUGGACGAAGGCGAGGGCGGGGCGAUCAAGCGGCUGGAGGACUUCCUGGAGCGCGAGUACCACGUGACCCAGAACUGUUCCACAAUCAUACGGGAUCCGGCGCUGAUGGGUCGCGUGGGCCGCGUCGUUCUUUACGGAGAGAGGGAGGGCGUUCUUUUCAGAGGAAUGAGCCUGCAGCACAUCUGCCUGGAGUUGGACGUGAUGUCUGGCAACUCCGCCGACUCCUUUUCUGAAGAAUCUGAGGCCGAGGAGGAGAAGGAGGAAGUUAAGGAGAAGGCAGAGGUGAUGGUGAAAAAGAAAGGACCGGGACGACCCCCGCGGAAGAAGAGAGCACCCGCUCCCUCGCCCCCCGUCAGCCCGUCCUUAGCCAACGCCCAUAAGAGGAGAUGCCUUCCUCAAAAAUCAGGGAAGCGCGGCGUGCUGAAGCGUCCCUGGUCAGAGGCGGAGCGCGUAGCCGUGGAAACUCACCUAAAGAGAAACCUCGUGGAGCUGCGCGUCCCGGCGAAAGCAGACUGCGAGCGCUGCCUCGAACUCUGCCCCCUGCUGGUGAGCAACCAGCGGGACUGGAGGGCCAUCAAGUUCUACGUCCACAACCGCAUCCAGCUGCUGAAGAAGCAGGGGAGGAGGGAAAGCGCUGCUGCAGUCUGCUAGAGGCGCGGAUACCGUAAUGUAUAAACCACCAGCAAUCACAGUGAGGAGAACCAACUCUUGGCUGUGGUGGGGUACAGUUUCUCUUUUCUUUUGUGGGUGCAGUACCUGGAGUUUACCUGGUCAUAAGGGAGCAGUGUAAUAAAAAUAACUAAGCUAAGAAGACGGACGUGCUGCCACAGUCAACUAUCAUGUCUACUCAGUGUUGCGGAUGCCUAGUGUCUGUUUAUGAGACGUGUUUUUCAGUGAACUAAAUGUACUUUUAAGUGUGAGUUCAGACACAGUGAAUGAGAGACGUGUUUUAUUUGUACUUCGUUAGACAGUAGACAGUGUGGGAGAGAGACGCUGACGAGCAGCGACGGCCCUCGGUCUCACAUUUGCUUCGUCUGAAGGCUGACAACCAAACGUGAAUGUGUAAAGCUUUGGAAGAAGAAACCAAUGGUUAACAGACCUGUAUGAACUUGUAUAGUUUGUGUUUGAUACUGACUGACAUCGUGCCCCCGAACCCUGGCACCCAACCAACGAGUGUAUUAAAAAAAAAGUAUUCCUCAAAGUCUCGGACCACGAUGCACCUGUGAAGUGUUUCUUGCAUACCUCUAUACCAUGAUCAUGUUCAGACUAGUAUGUAUCAAGGCACGCCUACUUGAAUUUAUUGCGUAUCAUUUUUUUUUUAUUUUUAAGCUGUAUUUCAGAAUCAACAUAUGGUCUUAUUCACAAUGUAAAUACGUCCUAAUCUAUGAAAGUAUGCAGUAGUGAUUAUAAAGUUAGUAUUGUGUUAUUGUGUACAUACUGUAAAUACUACCUGUACUUAUUAAAGUGUAUGACAUUU
Mugil cephalus (flathead mullet) is the source of this 3841-nucleotide messenger RNA. RefSeq lists its product as uncharacterized. NCBI's taxonomy places the organism in Eukaryota, Metazoa, Chordata, Actinopteri, Mugiliformes, Mugilidae. Bases 181 to 3015 code for a protein of 944 amino acids. The record is from RefSeq and is a predicted model, not a curated record. Gene Ontology annotation, molecular function: protein binding. The transcript has 9 exons.